Chanos chanos (milkfish) is the source of this 1197-nucleotide messenger RNA. RefSeq names its product proteasome 20S subunit beta 11b (gene psmb11b). Gene Ontology annotation, cellular component: cytoplasm; proteasome core complex. The coding region runs from base 1 to 1197 and encodes 398 amino acids. The transcript has a single exon. The record is from RefSeq and is a predicted model, not a curated record. Lineage: Eukaryota; Metazoa; Chordata; Actinopteri; Gonorynchiformes; Chanidae.
AUGGCUUUACAAGAUGUCUGUAGCUUUCACAGUUCCCCCACCUACUCUGAAUGGAAUUCUCCAGUGUCACUGUUUAUGCCUCUGGAAGACACCUCUAAAUUUUUCAGAGGAUGGACUGGAAGGGAUUCUAUCUCCGGACACCAACAGAGUUUGUUGAACUUUUACAUGCCAGUGGCAGACUACCUCACAGAGAGCCCAAUAGAAUUUGGCCAAGUCAAACCUGACGAGAUGUCAUCCAUUCCAACAACAAACUACCACAACUCCUCUCUCCCCUCUCAUAUUCUCCCUACCACCAUCCCUCUCUCCGUCUCUCCCUCUGUUCCUCUACCUUUCCCCCUGUCUCACGGCACCACCACCCUGGGUUUCAUGUUCCAGGGAGGAGUCAUCGCAGCAGCAGACACUCGUUCUAGCUGCUCUGGUCUAGUGGCCUGUCCAGCAUCCCAAAAGAUUCUCCCCGUCCACUCUCACCUUGUGGGCACUACCUCGGGCACCUCUGCUGACUGUGCCCUGUGGAAGCGUAUUCUGGCACGGGAGCUGCGCCUGUAUCAACUCCGCCAUAGACGGAGGCUGUCUAUCAGGGGUGCUGCAAAGCUGCUGUCCCACAUGCUCCACCCAUUUAAGGGUACUGAACUGUGUGUGGCAGCGACUCUUUGUGGCUGGGAUGGAGGGGAAGAGGAGGAAACCCAAAAUGAACAGAGAACGGAGGGAACUGACAGGCAUCAUCAGCCAAUGACAGAAAGUGAUUCCAACUCCCAGCCAGUCACUGGCACUGGAACCACAUUUCAAUCACUUGUCGGACGUUCUCAAAGUCAAGAUGCGGGUCCGAGCUUUGAAAGACAACAGAAAAAAGUCUCUGGCCCCAGUAUCUGUUACGUGUACAGUGGUGGGACCCGCCUAGAGGGGGACCUCUUUUCAGUGGGGUCUGGGUCACCCUAUGCUUACUCUGUACUGGAUGGGGGUUAUCGGUGGGAACUGAGUGUGGACGAAGCUAUUUCACUGGCCAGGGAAGCUGUUUACAGGGCAACACAUAGGGACGCAUACUCGGGCAACUUUGUGGAUCUCUACCAUGUUACUGCCGAGGGAUGGAAACGUAGAACGAGAGAGGACCUUAAGGAAGAGUAUUACAGAGAGAAAGAGAGAGAGAAAAUGAGAGUAGAGGAGAGAAAACGAGAAAGAGCAGAAAAGGAGGAGGGGUAG